AUGCCGGCCGUCGCCCAACGCCCUCAGUCGGCCUAUGGCCCUCCCAGGUCGUCGGUCGAGUCCGACAGCGGCAGCGAACGAUUCACAUCCGCCCUCGAGAGACGAGCCAGUUUUCAACCCCAAUCCGGCCUCAAGCCACCCGGUCAGAACAGGCAACCGAGCUGGGAAAAGAUGCCCAAAGAUGGGUCUGUACAAAGGGCUGCUGGCGAGGUCUCCGGCCUCAAAGACUACAAGCUCGCAGNNCAACUGGGUGACUGCCUCGGCAAGGGUGCCUUUGGCAGUGUGUACCGCGCUUUGAACUGGGGCACCGGCGAAACUGUUGCUAUCAAGCAAGUCAAAUUGGCGGAUCUGCCAAAAGGCCAGUCUCGCGCUAUUAUGAUGGAAAUUGAUCUGCUCAAGAACCUCAAUCACCCAAACAUUGUCAAAUACAAUGGCUUUGUCAAGUCCACCGAAUCAUUGUACAUCAUUCUCGAGUGCGCCUGCCUGACACCUCAAUUUUCGGACUUCUGCUUACAUACUCAGANNUACUGCGAGAACGGUUCGCUGCAUUCUAUCUGCAAAAACUUUGGCAAGUUUCCCGAAAACCUUGUUGCCCUGUACAUGACCCAGGUUCUCAACGGCCUGUUAUACCUUCACGAACAGGGUGUCAUCCACAGAGACAUCAAGGGAGCAAACAUUCUUACCACCAAGGAAGGUCUGGUCAAACUGGCCGAUUUCGGCGUCGCCACGAGGAAGGAUACUGGCCUACAUGAGAGUAGCGUAGUCGGCACACCUUACUGGAUGGCUCCCGAGGUCAUCGAAUUGUCUGGUGCUACUACUGCUUCGGACAUCUGGAGUCUUGGAUGUACUGUCAUUGAACUACUCGAUGGAAGACCUCCGUAUCAUAAGUUGCAGCCCAUGCCAGCCUUGUUCCGCAUCGUCAACGAUGAUCAUCCACCGCUACCUGAAGGAGCUUCUCCGUGCUUCCAANAAGAUCCUAACCUCAGAGUCACAGCCAAGAAACUAUUGAAACACCCCUGGAUUCUCAGUGGUAGACGUUCCGACCAACCUGUCGCAAAACCUACACAGUAUGACGAAGCAGUAAAGAGUGUUCAACAAUGGAACGAAGCACUCAAAUCGCCACAAAAUACAUCCUCAAGGCGCUCCUCGUCUAGACCACUCUCGUUGAGCCCUGUACCUCCGAGACCCGAUGUUGGCUCACACCUGAGGACUCCUGGACUCAACAAAAGCGGCUUGGCAUUGGCGCAUCGAGCAAACGACACCAAACUUUAUGAAUCACCUGAAAGUGAUGCCAAAGACAACUGGGACGAUGAUUUUGCAACUUCCAUCGGCAAUUCAGCCUUGCAGCUGCCUCACCUGAAACCUCACGACAACUUUGCCGGCAUGUUAUCGUCGGAUAAGCUAAAACAAUAUGCUACUUUCGACAUGAACGCUGAGGAGGAAGAAGGGGAUAACUGGGACGACAACUUUGAAGGAGAUCUUACUGUGAGGAGUCCAAUGGAGGUAAUACGAGGCGACCCUAUGGAAACUGUGCGACCUUUCUUCCCACCUAGGGCCAAUACCUUCGACAUGAAGCAUACGGCACCUACAAGGAACCCAGGACAAACUACGCUACGGCACGCUCAAAGGGCUCUAGAGAAGACUGAUAAGGACAACCCAUCGAGGACACAGAUUCUUCGCCCAAUGCACAAAUCGACAAAAUCCGAGCCGAAACCUGUAGAUGCUCCUGUACGCCCAUCGCUAAUGUACCGGGAGAACUCGACUGAAGACUACUCCGAUCUGCUUGGACCAGAUAACGACUCGGUCUUCCGUCAGAAACUUGCGGCACUGACUAUCCGAAGUGACGAUUCUUUCGCCCCUAAACUGUUCCAUCCUUCUGACCUGAAGAGCCUACCUCGACCAAGUUCGCGUAUGGGUCAUAUGCGCCGACCAUCCCCUCAAAUCCAUGAUGCCGCCGCAAUGCGUAGAACACGUUCCGAAGUGGAGAUACAAAAGUAUGCUGAGGAUCCCGAGGACGAAGACUUCUCGGACAUCUUUGGCAAAGAAGACGGACAGCAGGUACCACCACCCGAGAGUGAGAGUGGCUCAGAUAUUGGAACUCUCAUGCUCAACUCGAAACUAUCAACGAAUUCAUGGCUCGGAGAUGAAGAAGACGAGGAUGAUCCGUUCGCACAACUCGAAGAAGGCUUUGACGAGAUGGAUCUGGAAACCAAUAUUGCUCGAGACAAGUUCGCUCGCUUGGUAACACUUGUCGAGGGCCUCGUUGGUUCACUCAAAGUCUCGCAACCCGAGGACUACCUACAAGAUAUUGUGGACCAACUCUUCCAAGUACUGUGGGAGUCUCCCGAGGUCAAGACUGUCGUUAUGUCGUCGCACGGCAUGUUGCCUAUCCUGGAGAUUCUGGAAACAUGCAAUCGUCCAACGACCAUCCUAAGACUAUUACAAGUUGUCAACUUGAUCAUCAUGGACAAUGUCGAGAUACAAGAGAACCUUUGCUUCGUUGGUGGCAUACCAAUCAUCACAAGAUUUGCGCAAAAGAGAUACAGCAGCGACAUCAGGUUGGAAGCUGCUGCAUUUGUCAGACAAAUGUACCAGACCAGUACACUUACUCUACAGAUGUUUGUCAGCUGUGGUGGUUUGAAUGUUUUGGUUGAAUUCCUUGAAGAAGACUACGAAGCGGAGAGAGACCUCGUGCUGAUUGGAGUGAAUGGUGUUUGGAGUGUGUUCGAGUUGCAAGGCCCAACACCGAAGAACGAUUUCUGUCGAAUCUUCUCACGCAGCUCAGUAUUAUAUCCACUCUCUUUGGUGCUCAAUCGAGUGCUGGAUGAAGAAGGCGAACUUGCCGAAUUAGUCGAGGGACGCAUCGUCAACAUCUUCGUGUUGUUCUCACAAGCCGAGAAUCACGUCAAGGAGGCAGUGGCUGAUCGCAUGGUCUUGAAGUGUGUGUUGAAGGAUCUGAAACGCAUGUCUCCUCAACACCAAAUCACCAUGCUCAAGUUCAUCAAGAACCUGUCUAUGCUUGCAACCACACUCGACGCUCUGCAGAACUCGAACGCGAUCGAGGUGUUGACUGAUCUCCUUAACGCUAGCAUGAAGGUACCGCACUUCCGCGAGAUCUCGAACCAGGUCUUGAACAUCAUGUACAAUCUUUGCAGAUUGAGCAAGACUAGGCAAGAAGAUGCUGCAUUGAAUGGCGUUAUUCCUCUCCUACAGCGCAUCGUUAAGACUGAGCGUCCAUUGAAGGAGUUUGCACUGCCUAUCUUGUGUGAUAUGGCACACUCUGGCAAAGUUGGAAGAAAGAUACUAUGGCAGAACAAGGGACUGCAAUUCUACGUCGGUCUACUUGCAGAUCAAUAUUGGCAAGUUACGGCUCUGGAUGCUAUCUUUGUCUGGUUACAAGAAGAGACUGCANAGGUAGAAGAACAUCUCCUCAGAGAUGACAGCUUCUCUAAAGCGAUUAUCAACUGCUUCAACCACAGCAAAGCUGACAGCUUCGAAAACUUCCUUGAGCCUCUUCAGAAGCUCUUGCGACUCAGUCCUCCCAUUGCCAGCUCUCUCAUACAUCCAGAUUUGUUCUUGCGCACGGCUCAGAAACUUCGCACCAAGAAGGCCUUGGUACGUCUCAACUUACUGAGAAUCAUUCGCAGCAUUUGCGACUCUAGCGAUGAAGACGGUGCACUCAUUCAUACAUUCGGUUUGCACCCUAUCAUCGCCGAGACUGCUAAGUACGACCCGGCUAUUCUGGUACGCGAGAUGGCUUCGGACUUGAUCAAAUCUUCCGAAUUGCACGUCUCUCGUGCUGUUCACAAUGCUCGUGUUGGCGAAGUCAACAACCGCCGCCAACUCCGUCGUUCGAGCUCUUCCACAAUGGUACCUACUGGCAAUUCUCUUCCUCCUACACCGACAACCGACCGUAUGCCAGGUCGUAUAGGUAGUUACUUCGACCCCUCCGCCGACUUACAACGUCCUUUCUCACGCGGUGCUACUGGCAUGGCGUCACCAUAUCGACCGAUCAGUCGUGACGGAGGUUCUGGCGGAUCAUCAACAGGCUGGAGUGCAUCGGGCUUCCUGGCAUCUCCGAGCGCUAUACCUCCGGUCGCUGGGCUCGUUUCGCUUGAUCGCACCGGCGCCAACAACAUCAACAACCUCGUCUCCAAAUCUCGUCUGCCUCGCACCAACCAUACCCGCGGCACCUCAGGCGCGCGUCUCAGCCUCGUUACUGCCGAAGGCCGAACCUCGCGUCCCGGUUCCCGAAGCGGACUGAGCAGCAAUGACAGAAGUGAAAACUUGACGCCAAAGAAUGCCGCUGCUCCAUCGCACGGCCAUGCUAGAACACCAAGUCGUCUCGGCCACCAGCAUCAGCUUUCUGCGCCCUCGGCGGCUAUAGGCAAUAUGAGACCUUCGCGAGGUAGACGCAUGACCAGUUCUGGCAGCAACGGCGGUGUCGGCGGAAACUAG
Aureobasidium uvarum is the source of this 4458-nucleotide messenger RNA. The record is from the annotation of a GenBank genome assembly. Lineage: Eukaryota; Fungi; Ascomycota; Dothideomycetes; Dothideales; Saccotheciaceae.